AUCUACAAAUAAUAACAAUGGAUUCAUUGGAGCCAUUCAAUCUACUAUGGGAGGAUAAGGAAAUCAAAUUCGAUACGGCCAAUGUACAGAAACAUUUACGCAACGGCGAACAGGUUAUAUCGACCAUUUAUUAUAUAGAGGACUCCAAAGGUAAUCCAGGAGACACUGGACGCUUACUGGCUACCAACCUAAGAUUGAUAUGGUAUUCUUUGGUACAUAAGAAAUUCAAUUUGUCCAUCGGAUAUGGACGCAUUGCCAAUAUGAGCACAAAGAUUACAAACAGCAAAACCAGAGGAAAUUGUCUUGCUUUGUAUAUUUUAGCUAUUGGUGGAAAUACACGAUUUGAGUUUCUAUUCACUGAUGUGUCGGGUGAAACCGAGAGAAAGAAUACACCCAUAUUUCAAAGUGUCUUUGAUAUAUACAAUUUAUAUCAACGCACAUAUUUGUAUCGUGACUUAAAAUUGCGUGGAGCCAUUCUGCAGUCGGGACAAUUGAUUAUUUUGCCGCAAGAGCAAGUUAUCAACAAAGUGAAUGGAGUAUGGAAUCUAAGCAGCGAUCAGGGAAAUUUGGGCAGUUUUGUGGUGACCAAUAUUCGCGUGGUUUGGUAUGCUGACGCCAAUGAUACAUUCAACAUAAGUCUGCCCUAUAUGCAAAUAGCCAAUAUACGUAUACGCGAAUCAAAAUAUGGACCUGCCUUGGUUAUACAGACGGCUGAAACUGGCGGUGGUUAUGUUUUGGGCUUUCGCAUAGAUCCCAUAGAACGUUUAACGGAAAUCUAUAGGGAAUUAAUUUCCCUGCACACAGUCUAUACGGAAAAUCCGAAUUUUGGUAUAGUCUACACUCAGGAUAUGCGUAAACCCAAAACGGAUGCCAAGUAUCGCAAAGAUUUCAAAGUGGAGGAGUUUCAAGAAAUCGAUGAACGCCAGGAAAGGGAAAUCAAUUCGAAAUUAAACACCUACUUGGCUGAGGGAAGCCUUAUGGUGGGCGAAGAGAAACCACCGAGGGAACCGGUGUAUUGCAAGGAAUUAGGUUUCGCCAUGGAGCGCAUACGAGAUGGUUACAAGUUGAAAGAUUUGUGGGAUGUUUUGCCACAACAAAUGAUUAUGCUGGAAGAGGAAUGAAGGCACUAUGGAGAUAACUUUAAUAAAAAAAUAAAUAAACAUGUAAAUGUGUUGUUGAAUGCAGGUUGUAAAACAGUAUACCAUAAAUUAGUCUUCAUAUAUUUGAACUUGAAAAUAUAGGAACAGAUUAUUA
Stomoxys calcitrans (stable fly) is the source of this 1254-nucleotide messenger RNA. It is a transcript of the gene BBS5, whose product is annotated as Bardet-Biedl syndrome 5 protein homolog. Gene Ontology annotation, cellular component: ciliary basal body; BBSome. Gene Ontology annotation, molecular function: phosphatidylinositol-3-phosphate binding. The coding region runs from base 18 to 1121 and encodes 367 amino acids. Gene Ontology annotation, biological process: cilium assembly; intracellular transport. The record is from RefSeq and is a predicted model, not a curated record. NCBI's taxonomy places the organism in Eukaryota, Metazoa, Arthropoda, Insecta, Diptera, Muscidae. The transcript is spliced from 5 exons.